UUCAACAACAGCCGGCUGUACGUAAACAGCUGAUUGUUGUUUUGUUGUUUUCCCCAUGUAAUAUUUAAUUUUAUAUAAACAAAUCAAAGAUACCUAUAUAUUAUUGUAAUCUCAUUAAAUGAUUGAAUAAAUUGUUACGUACCAGUAAAUAAAAAUAAAUAAAUAAAAAUAGUUGAAUAUUUAUUAAUUCAUCAACACACAAAAAGAAUGCCACAUGUUAAUGUCAAUGAGUUGAUAACUUUUAAGGAUAUUCCCCUGGAUGUUUUAGUUAAAUAUUGUGAUGAAAGAAAAAUAUCAAAUGAAAUUAGAGUAUAUUUGGAAAUAAUUCUAGGACAACUAGAAUCAUUGAUAAAAAAUAAUGAUGAGCUUACUGAUGAAUGGAUUCAUAAUACUUUCUGGAGAUUGGAAGCUUGUGUUGAUCGUACUUGGGAAGCAUUGAACACUGGAUACUGGAAAGAUGUACCAAUUCGAGAAAGACAUUGUUAUACAAUUUGCAGUGUUAUGAAGUGCAUGUUACUGGAGAUUGAUUGGAAUACCAAUGACAAUAAAAUUGAUGAAAAUGGUAAAGAUAAAAUGGAAGCACUUGUUGAACAAAUUGACAAAGGUUUAUUGCUUGGUGCUCCACUUGAUGAAGCUCCUGAUAUGUUGACUAAAAUGGCAACAAGAUUUAAUAAAUAUUUUUCAGAUAAAAUAGCAGGUAGCAGUAUAAAUAUUUUAGAAUGUGAAAAUGAUAAAUUAUCAAAAGAACUUUUACCAGGAUUUGGAUGGAUAAAAAGAUACAAAUGUCCAUCAAUGGAAACAUUUUAUAGAGAUAUAUUUGUUAAAAAAGUACCAGCAGUAUUAGAAGAUUGCAUGAAGCACUGGAAAGCUUUGGAAUUAUGGAAAGAUCCAAAAUACUUGAUAAAUAUUGCUGGAAUAAGAACAGUUCCAAUUGAAGUUGGAUCACGUUACACUGAUGAAGAUUGGUCUCAGUGUCUCGUGACAUUUGCUGAUUUUAUCAAGUCACACAUGAGCAAAGACAGCAAAACAAUUGGAUAUCUUGCCCAGCAUCAACUUUUUGAACAAAUACCAGAGUUGAAAGAGGAUUUUUCUGUACCAGAUUAUUGUACAUUUUUUGAUGAACCAGGUGAAAUUAAAAUGCCAGAUAUAAAUGCAUGGUUUGGACCAAAAGGCACCAUAUCACCAAAUCAUUUUGAUCCAAAGAAUAAUCUACUGUGUCAGGUACUUGGUACCAAGCAAAUAUUUUUAUAUCCUCCUGAAGAUGCUGAAAAUCUUUAUCCAUUUGAGGGAAUGAUAAGUAACACAGGACAAGCUGAUCCACUUAAUCCUGAUUAUGAAAAAUUUCCAAACUUUAAAAAAGCCAGUGGAACUAUGUGUUAUCUUGGUCCUGGAGAAAUGUUAUUUAUUCCACCUGGAUGGUGGCAUCACAUUGUCAGUUUGUCACCAAGUUUUUCCAUCAGUUUUUGGUGGUAAUAAAAAUUCAUUGGAAAAUAAAAGAACAAAGAACUGAUAUACAAUAAAAUUGAGGAAAUUUAUUUUUUCAAAAAGGAAAUACAAUUUUAUCAUAAACCCUGGUCGCAAUUCGUGAUCUGCAGUAAAAAUUUCGCCAAUAAUUUUUCCAAACAGCUUGAUUCAAUUCACUCGUGAAGAAAACAUCCUGUUGUUUUUCAUUUUUAAUUAUACAAUUUUUACGGUUGAAUCCUUUUUCAUCGAAAUACAAAUGUAGCGAAUCGUAAGACAAAAAAUACUCCAUUUUAAUCGAAAGCUUUUUAAUGACUGAAUAAAAUAAUU
Messenger RNA from Aphidius gifuensis, 1791 nucleotides. RefSeq names its product bifunctional peptidase and arginyl-hydroxylase JMJD5 (gene JMJD5). The record is from RefSeq and is a predicted model, not a curated record. Gene Ontology annotation, cellular component: nucleus. NCBI's taxonomy places the organism in Eukaryota, Metazoa, Arthropoda, Insecta, Hymenoptera, Braconidae. Gene Ontology annotation, molecular function: histone H3K36 demethylase activity. Bases 208 to 1473 code for a protein of 421 amino acids. The transcript has 9 exons.